AUGAGGGUGGUCGUGCUCGCCCUGACUCUAGCCCUUGCGGCUGCUCAGCAUAACUUCGCCCCUGAUUUUGCUCUGGGUAAGACCUACGUGUACAAAUAUGAGACACUGCUCCUGGGCGGUCUACCGGAGGAGGGACUGGCACGAGCCGGACUCAAAGUCAGGAGCAAAGUUUACAUCAGCGCCGUAGAACAGAACCAGUUCAUGCUCAAGCUUGUGGACCCGGAGCUCUUCGAGUACAGCGGGAUUUGGCCAAAGGAUUCUUUCACCCCAGCCCCCAAGCUGACAUCAGCCCUGGCACCUCAGCUCAAGAUCCCCAUCAAGUUUGAGUACAACAACGGUGUCGUCGGAAAAAUGUUUGCACCCGAGGGAGUCUCUGUGAUGGUGCUGAACAUCUACAGAGGUGUUCUGAACGUGCUGCAGCUCAACAUAAAGAAGACGCAAAAUGUCUACGAGAUGCAAGAGGAUGGAGCCCAGGGUGUGUGCAAGACUCUCUACGCCAUCACCGAAGAUGAGAAGGCUGAACGUAUCCUUCUGACAAAGACCAGAGACCUGAGUCACUGUCAGGAAAGGAUCAUGAAGGACAUCGGGUUGGCCUACACGGAGACAUGUGCCAAGUGUCAGCGGGAUUCCAAGAACCUGAAAGGAGCCACAGCAUACAACUACGUUCUGAAGCCGGUUCCCAGUGGUGUCAUGAUCUUGGAGGCAUCUGUCAAUGAGGUCAUUCAGUUCUCACCUUUCAACGAGCGGAACGGAGCUGCUCAGAUGGAGACCAAGCAAAAACUGGUCUUCCUGGAAGUCCAGAAAGUCCCCAUUGCACCAGUUAAAGCAGACUAUCUUCACCGUGGAUCCCUCAAGUACCAGUUCUCCACCGAGCUGCUGCAAGCACCCAUUCAGCUCGUGAGGGUCACCAACAUCCAGGCUCAGAUUUCGGAGGUUCUCAAUCAUCUGGUCAUCCACAAUGUGGAGAGAGUCCAUGAGGACGCCCCACUCAAGUUUUUGGAGAUCAUUCAAAUCCUUCGCAUGGCCAAAUUUGAAGACCUGCAAAUGCUUUGGAGCCAAUAUAGAUCAAAACCCUCCCACAGACAAUGGCUCUUGGAUGCCAUUCCUCCCAUUGGAACUCAUGUUGCUCUGAGAUUCAUCAUGGAGAAGUUUGAGGCUAGUGAGCUGACGGUCGCAGAAGCAGCUAAGGCUGUGAUUUCAUCCGUUCAUCUGGUGACAGCAGACGCUGAGGCCAUUAAGAUGGUUAAUCUCUUGUUUGAAAAGAAAAAAGUACAGGACAGCCUAGUUCUGUCCGAGGUGGUCUCCCUGGCCUAUGGUACCAUGGUUUACAAAUAUUGUGCCGAGAAGCCUGUCUGUCCUGUCGAGUUGGUCAAGCCCAUCCACGACAUGCUUGCGGAGGAAUUGGCUAAGGGCAACGCACAGGAGAUUAUUUACAUUUUGAAGGUGUUGAGCAACGCUGGCCAUCCUAUGAGCCUGAAGCCCAUCACAAAGAUCCUCCCCAUACAUGGCACGACAGCGGCAAGCCUGCCCACCAGCGUUCACGUUGAGGCGAUCAUGGCCUUGAGAAACAUUGCCAAGAAGGAACCAAGAAUGGUCCAGGAUCUGGUACUUCAGUUGUACAUGGACAAGGCUCUUCACCCCGAGGUCCGCAUGCUGGCCUGCAUCGUGCUCUUCGAGACACGUCCGCCGGUUGGUCUGGUGACAAAUCUUGCCAACAUUGUGAAGACGGAGGAGAACCUGCAGGUGGCCAGCUUCACCUACUCUCACAUGAAGUCCCUGACCAGAAGCACUGUCCCCAACCAUGCUCCCAUUGCCGCCGCUUGCAACGUCGCAGUUAAGCUCUUGAACAGAAGGCUGGAAAGACUGAGCCUCCGUUUCAGCAGAGCCAUUCAGAUGGACGUCUACAACAGUCCCUUGAUGCUCGGUGCUGUCGCUACUACUUUCUACAUCAAUGACGCCGCCACUAUUUUGCCAAGAAACAUCAUUUCUCGGACCAAUGGCUACAUCGCCGGAGCUGCUGCCGAUCUCAUGGAGGUCGGAGUGAGAACUGAGGGGCUCCAGGAGGCUCUGAUGAAAAGCCAUGCAUUGACUGACAACGUGGACAGGCUCACCAAGAUGAAGCGUGUCAUUAAGGCUCUGUCUGACUGGAGGUCCAUGCCCAACACCAAGCCUCUGGCCUCCGUCUAUCUCAGGUUGUUCGGGCAAGAAGUUGCUUUCAUCGACUUUGACCAGACCUGGAUGAAAAAGGUGGAUAGCGAGCCCUCACUUAAGGACCUUGGCAGAAAUGCCCUCAGAUCUCUGCUGUCUGGAGCUUCCUUCCAUGUUGCUAAACCAAUGUUGGCCACGGAAGUGCGUCGCAUCAUGCCAACGGCUGCUGGAUUCCCAAUGGAGCUUGGCCUCUACACUUCUGCUGUGGCUGUUGCAGCCGUUAAAAUCUCGGCCACCGCAACACCAGCUCUGCCAGAACCCAUCCAGUUCAGCCAUGUUCUGAAGACCAACAUGCAGCUGGACACUGAGAUCAGACCAAGCAUCGCUGCGAACACCUUUGCCUUGAUGGGAGUGAACACCGCCGUCCUCCAGGCUGCCCUGGUCUCAAGAGCCAAGCUCAACUCUAUCGUGCCAGCCAAGAUUUCUGCAAGCCUCAACAUCGCAGAGGGCCACUUUAAGAUUGCGGCUCUACCCGUUCCUGUACCUGAAUAUGUUGGUGUUGCUGACAUUCAGAGUUUUGCUGUGGUGAGAAACAUUGAGGAACUGACUGCUGAAAGGAUCACUCCCCUCAUCCCCUCCAACAUCUUUAAGCCCAUUUCAAAGGAGAUCCUCACUUCCAAGAUCAUUUCUUCUGAGGCUGCUAGUUUAUCCCGAUCUUCAGAGCUCCUUCAGCGCGAUAUUGAAAGAGACACUAAGCCAAUUCAACGCAAAGCGCUGGAUAAGAAGUACUGCGUGAGAGCUACUGGCACUGGACUGAGAGGCUGUUUCAAGGUGGUCUCAGAGAACGCUGCCUUCAUCACAGACAACGUUCUGUAUCGACUGGCCGGAAGGCAUUUAGUCAGCGUGUCCGUCAAGCAGAUUGACGGGGAAGGAGUUGAAAGACUGGAGAUGAUGGUUCAAGUUGGAUCGAAGGCUGCAGAGAAGCUCAUCAAGCGGAUCAGUCUGAGCGAAGAGGAUAUCCAGGGAAGGCCGGUCUUGAUGAAGCUCAAGAAACUUCUCAACGGCACCUCUUCCUCUUCCUCCUCCUCGUCCUCGUCCUCCUCGUCCGCUUUGUCCUCCUCUUCUUCGUCAAGCCGUUCCAGCUCAAGACGCCUGUCGUCUUCGUCAUCCUCAGUCAGCAGCAGACGCAGCAGGCGCAGCUCCUCCUCCAGAUCUGUCAGCAGGCCUAACAAAAGCAGCUCUGCGUCUAGUUUGUCUUCUCUCUUCAGCGCCAGCUCUAGCUCGUCUCGCUCCAGCGCUAAAAUGUCAAAGCGAGUGAUUUACAGCCGCACCUUCCAGAAGAACCACAAGAAGUCUCUUCCUACCUCAAGAUCCAACUCCAAAAGCAGAAGCAGCGGCUCAAGCUUUGAGGCCAUCUACAACAAGAACAAAUUCCUUGGCAACGAAAUCGCUCCCGUCUUUGCCGUCAUCCUCCAAGCUGUGAGAUCCGAUGGCAAACUCCAGGGAUACCAAAUCGCUGGCUACGCAGACUUGCCUACUGCCCGACUUCAGAUCGUCAUGGCCGCCCUGGCUGCUGACAACAACUGGAGGUUCAGCGCUGAUAGCGUCGUGCUCAGCAAACACAAAGUCACAGCUAAAAUCGCUUGGGGAGAGAACGGCAGGCAGUAUGACACGAUGAUCACCGCUGAGACCGGUCUUCUUGGUCCAAGCCCGGCCGCUCGCCUCAGAAUGGCCUGGAAUGAACUUCCAUCUUACUUCAAACGCUACGCAAGGAUGGCUAAAGACUACAUUCCUUCCUACGUGCUGGACAGCGUCGUUCAAGGGAAGGAUGAGAACAGCGCCAAGCAGCUGUCAUUCACAGUGGCUGCAACAUCUGAGAGGACCUUGGAUUUGAUUAUGAAGACACCAACACGCAGCAUCUAUAAGGUGGCUUUGCGUCUCCCCAUCGCUCUGCCACUGGAUGAGUUCACCGGCUUGACGCCCUUCGACGAUUUGGUCGACAAAGUCCAUUACUUGAUCUCCAAGGCUGGCGCAGCUGAAUGUAGCUUCAGCAGAGACACCCUGACCACCUUCAACAACAGGAGAUACACCAACCAGAUGCCGCUGUCUUGUUACCAAGUUCUGGCUCAAGACUGCACACACGAGAGGAAGUUCAUGGUCUUGCUGAAGAAGGACAGCGCUGAACGCCACCAUAUCAACAUCAAAAUCGCUGACCUCGAUAUCGACCUGUACCUGAGGAACACGGAUGUGAUGGUGAAGGUUAACGGAAUGGAGGUGCCCACUGCCAACCUGCCAUACCAGCACCCAACAGCUAAACUCCAGAUCAGACAAAACGGAGAGGGCAUCUCUGUCUUUGCCCCGAGUCUGGGACUCCACGAACUCUACUUUGACAGCAAAUCCUGGAAGAUUAAAGUUGUGGACUGGAUGAGAGGACAGACCUGUGGACUCUGCGGAAAGGCCGACGGCGAGAUCAGGCAGGAAUACAGCACAUCCACCGGACGGGUGACCAAGAACGCGGUCAGCUAUGCUCAUUCCUGGGUUCUUCCUGCCGAGAGCUGCCGGGACAGCACAGAAUGUCGCAUGAAGCUGGAGUCUGUGCAGCUGGAGAAGCAGGUGAACGUACACGGACAGGAGUCCAAAUGUUUCUCAGUCGAGCCUGUGCUGCGCUGCCUAGCGGGCUGCUUCCCCAUCAAGACCACCGCCGUCACCGUCGGCUUCCACUGUGAGCCCACUGACUCCACCAUGAUCCGCCAGGACUUCACCAACUACAGCACGGACGUCAGGGAAUCCACACAAGCCCACCUGGCCUGCAGCUGCACUGCUCAGUGUGCAUAA
Messenger RNA from Dunckerocampus dactyliophorus (ringed pipefish), 4983 nucleotides. RefSeq names its product vitellogenin-1-like. Gene Ontology annotation, biological process: lipid transport. The record is from RefSeq and is a predicted model, not a curated record. The transcript is spliced from 34 exons. Bases 1 to 4983 code for a protein of 1660 amino acids. Gene Ontology annotation, molecular function: lipid carrier activity. NCBI's taxonomy places the organism in Eukaryota, Metazoa, Chordata, Actinopteri, Syngnathiformes, Syngnathidae.